AUGGCGCCUCCUCCGAAAGACGACGCCGUGAGCGUUGUCGAGUCGCUGGAUGUCAAAUCAUCUGUAUCUGGGAGCGAUGUUUCCACAAAGUCUCCGCCGAAGCCUCUUCCCAUUCUCUUGAGCAUCGCCAUGUUUCUCCUAUUCAUUGCGUCCGGCGGUGGUUUGACCACCUCCGCUCUUCAGUUCAGGCCUUCAAGAUCGGGAAAGCGGGACUGUCUCACUCAAAGCUUCAUCCUGUUCGCUUCCAUGAUCUCGCCCAUGUAUCUCGUGCUACACCUGCUCGUCUCUUUCCGUAACUGCCAGUUCAUCAGAAGACAGUCUCUCCAGUCACCUCUGGUCUCUUGGGCCAUCAUUGUCUCCCGCCUGGCCCUGCUCCUCUGGAUUCCGGCAAUUAUCUUGUCGUGUGGCGCCGUUGCCCACUUCCCAGGGUUUCUCGCGGAGAGCCCCAUCACGGAGCUCAACCUGGCGGUGUCCAUCGUGGGGAUCGCCAGUGCCAUAGUGGUUGUCCUAGUUCUGGAAAUCGCGGCGCAUCCCUUCGAGCUCCCCUGCUUCAAGCGGGCCACAACCGUCAUCCUCGUCGAAGACGCAGACAAGGAAGCCAAGCCGGAAGAGGAGCCAAAGCCACCCAGCCGACCCCCGAGCCGACAACAAACCCCGCCGGCAUACUACUACUUCCCUGCCAGCUACAGACAUACCGUCCCGGCACCCGCACGCGCGAAACUCGUCCGCAAAGCCAGCUACCCCAAGCACCUUAUGGCCCAGAACGUCCCGCCUGUCCCCGCCAUGCCGUACCCGCACCCGGACUCGCUCGGCAUCAUGCUACCCAUCCCGGAGCCGCUUCCCCCGCUGCCCGAGCUCGAACAGACGAACCCAAAACCCAAGAUCAAAAUCACACCGGCCCCUCCCGACAUUCUGAUUCCGGGAAAAGGCCUCCCGGCGGACAAGAAUAAACCUUGCCCACCUCCGCCGGGAACUGCUUGGGCUAGGGAUUGGGAACAGCUGGCGGUGGACGCUGGUGUCAGGCGGAACGGGUCUGUUAGCGACUAUGGGUCCUCCGCCGGGACGGAGACUACGGAGGGGCGGUCGGAGGUGGGCGGGAGCGCGUUGAAGCCGCCUCUGCCGUCCAUCAUUGUCACGCACAGUCCUGAACCGGUUUGA
This is a messenger RNA of Colletotrichum chrysophilum, 1158 nucleotides long. RefSeq lists its product as uncharacterized. The coding region runs from base 1 to 1158 and encodes 385 amino acids. The transcript has 3 exons. The record is from RefSeq and is a predicted model, not a curated record. Lineage: Eukaryota; Fungi; Ascomycota; Sordariomycetes; Glomerellales; Glomerellaceae.